AUGGAACCGAACACGACACAAAACGGAUCCCAACCCGAGCUCUCAGAGUUCGAGAAGACACAAAAGAAGUACCAAGACUUCAUCUCUUCCCUCCCAAAGACCAAAGGAUGGAGACCAAACGAGAUCCUAACCCAACACAACGGACACUGGUGGCAAGAAUGUCUCCUCGAAGGCCUCCUCCACGCCAAAGACCAUUUCCAACCACGACCCACCGACUUCCUCAUCUGCAGCUACCCAAAAACCGGUACAACCUGGCUCAAAGCACUAACAUACGCCAUCGUAAACCGUUCUCGUUUCAACGACGCUACAAACCCUCUCCUCAAACGUAACCCUCACGAGUUCGUGCCUUACGUAGAGAUAGACUUCGCGUUUUACCCGACCGUUGACGUUCUCCAAGACGGCAAGAACCCGCUUUACUCCACUCAUAUACCCAACGGAUCAUUACCAGAGUCCAUAGUUAAAUCUAACUGCAAGAUGGUUUACAUAUGGAGAGACCCUAAAGACACUUUCAUCUCAAUGUGGACUUUCUUACACAAGGAGAAGUCACAAGAGGGACAGCUAGCGAGUCUUGAAGAGGCUUUUGAUAUGUUUUGUAAAGGUUUGUCUGUGUACGGUCCUUAUCUGGAUCAUGUGUUGGGUUACUGGAAGGCUUACAAAGAGAAUCCGGAGAGGAUUCUGUUUCUUAGGUACGAGACGAUGAGAGGUGAGCCUUUGCCGUUUGUGAAGAGGUUGGCUGAGUUCAUGGGGUAUGGGUUUAGUGAUGAGGAAGAGGAGAGAGGUGUUGCUGAGAGUGUUGUGAAGCUUUGUAGUUUUGAGACGUUGAAGAAUCUUGAAGCUAAUAAGGGAGAUAAGGAGAGGGAGGAUAGGCCUGCUGUUUAUGCGAAUAGUGCUUAUUUUAGGAAAGGGAAGGUUGGAGAUUGGGCUAAUUAUCUGACUCCGGAGAUGGCUGCUCGUAUUGAUGGGUUAGUGGAAGAGAAGUUCAAAGAUACUGGCUUGCUUCAACAUGAUCAGUGAAAAUGUGUUCUCUUCUGUUUUUUUUUUCUGUUUUUCAGUACAAAACAGAGGAUGCUCUGUUUUUCUCUAUUUGGUUCUGUAUUGUCCCUUAACAAGAGAAAGAUCUUUGAUUUAUGAUCCUCAUUGAAAUUAAAAGACACUUUCUUGAUUCAACAUGAUCAGUAAAAUGUGUUUGAUAUGUCCUCUUCUGUUUUUUGUUUACUCAACUAUUCAAUACACAACAG
This is a messenger RNA of Eruca vesicaria subsp. sativa (arugula), 1238 nucleotides long. The record is from the annotation of a GenBank genome assembly. NCBI's taxonomy places the organism in Eukaryota, Viridiplantae, Streptophyta, Magnoliopsida, Brassicales, Brassicaceae.